UUCCUCCAACAAUAUCGAACACCACUGACCCAAGCCAGUCCAUACUCGUCAACCGACCAUUGUUCUUAGAAUGUCCAGUUCAAGCUGACCCUCCAGCUCAGAUUGAGUGGUUGAAAAAUGAACAACCGGUAGAUCCAAUAAGGGACCCAUUUAUUCAUUUCAUCAAUGGUGGUCAGAAAUUACAACUCUUACGAACGAGAGUAGAAGAUACGGGCAAUUACACCUGUGUGGCGACGAAUGCUGCAGGACAAGCGAAGAAAGAUUUCAGGCUGGAUGUUUUAGUACCACCAAAAAUUGAAAACAACGAUGUGCUGACAAAAGAACCACAUGCUGUGGAGAAGACUGAUGUAGAACUUGAGUGUUAUGUCUCGGGAACCCCACGGCCAACAGUGGUCUGGAUGAAAGAUGGCAAGAUUCUGCAAACUGAUAAUGCUCCACAAGUUCAAUUUCUUCAUGAAAAUCAGUUGUUAAAGAUCACAGAAGUGGAAGUUUCUGAUGGUGGAAGGUACACCUGUGUGGCUUCCAGCCUGUCAGGGACUCAAGAGAAACAUUUUGACUUGACUGUACAAGUGCCUCCAAAGAUCUCUAACCAGUUGGACACAAAACCUGUUGGGAAUCUGAACCAUCAUGCUGUUCUUUUCUGUGAAACAACAGGUGACCCACGACCUCUUAUCACAUGGCUAAAAAAUGGACAACCCAUUGACCCUUUCAAUGAACCAAACAUGAACAUAUUGCGAGAUGGCUCUGAGUUACACAUUCGAAGAUUGAGAACAGGAGAUGCAGCCAAAUAUACUUGUGUUGCUACAAAUACAGUUGGUCAAGAUGAGAAACAUUUUGAUUUGAGCGUUCAUGUUCCUCCAACUAUUGACAGGUCCAAUUUUGUGCCCACACCAAUAGCUCUGUCCAACAGAACAAUUACUCUAGAGUGUCCAGUGAGUGGAAAUCCACGACCUACUGUGACAUGGCUCAGAGAUGGCAGACCACUCUCAGCACUAAAUAUGAGUUCCAGACAUCAAAUCAUAUUUGAGGGUGAAAAGUUGAGAAUAUCACCUGUACACUUGGAAGAUGCUGGUCGCUACAAGUGUAUAACAUCUAAUCUGGCAGGAAAUGACGAAGCUGAAUUCAUAAUGGAUGUGCUCGUGCCAUCGUUGAUACUAAAUGCUGAUAGAACUACCACACCAAAUGUUAUAGAACAUCAGGCUGUAACCUUAGAAUGUGAAGUUGAUGGUAAACCUAUACCCACCAUUACAUGGUUGAGGGAUGGUCAGUUAAUAUCCCCUGUAGAACACCCAAAUCUAAAGGUUCUGCCAGGAAAUGUGAAACUAAGAGUCAUCAAUGCUACAGCUGAAGAUGCCGGCUUGUACACUUGUCUUGCAGCAAACGAAGUUGGAGUAGCAGAGAAACAUUUCAAUCUUGAUGUUUUGGUACCACCAUCCAUCAAUGUAUCAGCCACAGACCCCAACCACGUUGCUGUGCAGAAUGAUGAUGUUGUUUUAGAGUGCCCUGCGUCAGGAAACCCCACCCCAAGGAUGAUCUGGUAUAAAGACUCUCAGAUGGUUCUGCCAGGCCCUGGGGUUCAUCUUUCUGCUGAUGGAAUGAAGCUGACUAUAUCUCGAGUCAGUGUGACAGAUGCUGGAAACUACAUAUGCAUGGCCGUUAAUGAUGCUGGAGACAUCGAAGUGGAGACGAGGCUCAGUGUGAUGGUUCCUCCUGUUAUUGACAAAGUUGGCAUUGAGGGAUCAUCACAGGUUGUUAUUAACCAGACAGCAAAAAUCUUUUGUGAAGCACACGGAACCCCGACACCAGAAAUUACAUGGUUAAAAAAUGGUCAGCCUUUGAGUGCUGUAAACUCAGGGGCAUACAGAGUGUCCAAUCAAGGUCAGUUGCUGGAAAUCCUGCGAGUACAAGGCACCGACAAUGCUACAUACUCUUGUGUUGCUGGAAAUGAUGCUGGAAUUGCUGAAGAGGAAGUGAAACUGAAUGUAUUAGUUCCUCCAGGAAUAGAAAAGAGCAGCACUAAUGAGGAAAUGGAGACUAUAAUUGGACAACCUGUUAGAAUCACGUGCACGGUAACUGGACACCCUCCUCCUGAAGUGACAUGGCUGAAAAAUGGACAUCUUGUUCAGCCAUCCCAGCACAUCCAGUUUCUAGAGAAAGGUCAUGUGUUACUGCUUAAUUCACCAAUAGAAACUGAUACAGCAGAGUACACCUGCAUUGCUACCAAUGAAGCAGGGACCACAGAGGAGAAUUUCAAAUUAAAUGUCUUGAUCCCCCCGUUUUUCUCGGAUGAUUCUCAUCCACACGUACCCGUGAUCAUUAACCGGCCAGUAAGAUUAGUCUGUCCAGCAAAAGGAGUGCCACCUCCAGAAAUUAGUUGGUUUAAAGAUGGCGAACCUGUUCGUAGUAGUGAUGAUGUUCAUGUGAACAAACAACAACUUCAUAUCUACCGUAGCCAACUGUAUCAUACAGGGUUUUAUUUCUGUGAAGCUGCCAACCAAGCAGGAGCAGUUGACAGACAUUUCAAUGUCUCUGUGUGGGUUCCACCAAAAAUUGAGAAUUCCGGAAUACCGACGUUUAUGUCUACAGUCAGUGGCCAUCCCACUAUUCUUGAAUGUUCAACAUCUGGUACUCCAGUGCCUACUGUCUUAUGGCUUAAAAAUGGACGCUCGAUCCAAAACAAUGAAAAAAUUCAAGGUAGUAGACAUCAACUUGAGAUCCAUGUAACAACAGUGUCAGAUGCUGGAACAUAUUCUUGUAUAGCUUCUAAUGUAGCUGGAAAUAGUUCCAGAGAAUACGUCCUUAAUGUGCUUGUUCCACCAUCCAUUAAAGAUGGUCCAGAGAAAGUUCGUGAGAUUGUUGGUGAAAGCAUUAGGCUUCAUUGUGAAGCUGAAGGUGUUCCCCAGCCACAGGUGACUUGGUUAAAAGAUGAAGAACCACUUCCUCCAGUUGGGCUGAAUUAUGAGGUGUUGUCUGGAGAAGACUUACAGUUCUUGAAUGUCAGGGUCCACAAUGCAGGAAACUAUACCUGUGUGGCUCAGAAUGAGGCUGGUUUUGCAAAAAGAAACAUCGAACUUGAUGUAAUGGUUCCACCAUCAAUUAUUCCUGAACCAUCCAUCACUAAGGUCUUGAUUAACCAAUCAGUUAAUCUCCCUUGUGAAGUAACGGGUCAUCCAGCACCAAAACUGACGUGGCAAAUGAAUAACAAUAUUCUUCCUCUUAGUCCAG
This is a messenger RNA of Limulus polyphemus (Atlantic horseshoe crab), 3225 nucleotides long. RefSeq names its product hemicentin-1-like. The annotation marks the transcript as partial. The record is from RefSeq and is a predicted model, not a curated record. The transcript has 15 exons. NCBI's taxonomy places the organism in Eukaryota, Metazoa, Arthropoda, Merostomata, Xiphosura, Limulidae.